AUGCCUCUGCUCUUCGCGCUGUCGUCGAUCGUGCUGGCCGCCUCUUCCGUCGACGCCUUCGUCUCUUCGCCCCGCGCCGUGCUGCCGUCGUACAGCAGCAGCAGCGGGAUCAACACGCACGCGGCGUGUAGGAAUGCUGCCACGCGCGGAGGACCUUCCUCGCUAAGCAUGCACGGCGGGCACCACCUCUCGGCCGAGAGAAAGGCCGAGCUCGUCGCCACCGCCACGGCGAUGUCGCAGUCCGGCAAGGGGCUCACGGCUUGCGACGAGGGACCGGGCACGAUCGGAGAUCGCUUCGAGAAGGUCGGAAUCGACAACACCGAGGAGAACCGCCGCAAGUACCGGCAGAUGCUCUUCACCGUGGCCAACGGAGACCAGUUCCUGUCCGGCGCCAUCCUCGACCCAGAGACCGUCUACCAGAAGACCGACGACGGCGUGCUGUUCCCCGAGCUUCUCACCAGCCGCGGCAUCGUCCCGGGUGUGAAGCCGCACCUGAAGGUCUACGAGCUUCCCGGGUGCAAGCCGGGAGAGACGGUUAUGCAAGGGUUGGACUCGCUCGCGGCCAGGUGCAAGGAGUACUACGCGGCCGGCUGCAGGUUCGCGAAGUGGAGGUCGCCGCUGGUGAUUGGGGCGGACGGUGACAUCUCGGCCUUGGCGAUCCAGACCAACAUGGACGAUCUUGCGAGGUACGCCCUCAUCUGCCAAGACGAGGGCCUCGUGCCUAUCGUGGAGCCCGACAUCAGCUUGAACGGCGACUACGACCUCGAGACAGCCAUCCGCGUCAACGUUAAGGUCCAGGCGCACCUCUACAAGGCCAUGCUGGACCACGGGGUCUUUAUGGAGGGGUUUACGCUCAAGCCCAACAUGGUCAACCCCGGGCGUGGCUGCAAGUCCAAGUCCACCGCCAAGGAGAUCGGCGAGGCCACCGUUACGGCCCUGCGGAGAGUCAUGCCCGCAGCCAUGCCCGGCGUGAACUUCCUCAGCGGGGGGCAGACCUUGGAAGAUGCUGCCGCGCGGCUGUGUGCCAUUAACCAGGCCAAGGGGAACUCCCCGUGGAACCUAAGCUUUUCCUGGAGCCAGGCGCUGCAGCUGCCGCUCUUGGAUCUUUGCAAGAAGAACCCCAAGGGAUCCGACCUCCCCCUCGAGGAAAUGUCGGCUCUCUUGGAGAAGGAGCUCGUUAUCGCGGGGGCGGCGGCGCGGGGAGAAUACGAAUACGAAGCCGGCCAGGGAGACCACAACUAGAGUAGUCUAGGCCUUGAGGCACGGGUUUUUGCAGCAGUGAAGUACGGAGGGAGCACGGAGACAUGGCGACAAAAGAGACAUUUUAUUUUGACGAGCCCUCCCUUCUUCCGGUUUAAAUUCACCGUUUUAGCUCUUUGAUGUAUUUAGUUGCGACCUGGCUGGUUUUGCAGCACAGAGAGGUUAGCCUGGUUGCUGGGGUUGGUACUGCUGCCGCGAGUGUCAGCACGCUUGUCUGGCGUGCGGCGGCGGCGGCAAGCGAGGGUUGCUGUUCAGGAAAGAACGACCUGGACCUACACAUGCAUACAAUUAGACUUGAAAAAAUAUAUUUUAUGUGUUGCCUUCUCUUGUACUAAGGGUUGCGCCCGCGCUUUGGAAUUUGGCGUUAAGAUUUUGAGCCUAAAAAAAAAUCUAAAUCUAAGAACUUGAGAUCGGUUAAGAACCCCUUGCACUAAAACGUACGUAGCGGCGAUUCGUAGCAUGACCCUGGAAACAAAGAACCCCGGCCUCGGCCAG
This is a messenger RNA of Ectocarpus siliculosus, 1755 nucleotides long. The record is from the annotation of a GenBank genome assembly. Lineage: Eukaryota; Phaeophyceae; Ectocarpales; Ectocarpaceae.